Messenger RNA from Conger conger (European conger), 2147 nucleotides. Its product is annotated as CXADR-like membrane protein. The record is from RefSeq and is a predicted model, not a curated record. Lineage: Eukaryota; Metazoa; Chordata; Actinopteri; Anguilliformes; Congridae. Bases 251 to 1453 code for a protein of 400 amino acids. Gene Ontology annotation, cellular component: membrane; cytoplasmic microtubule; cell surface. The transcript has 7 exons.
GCGCAGAGCCUCAGAAGAACCCGAGACGAGCAUCUUCACUAAAAUCGCGAGGAACUUCUGAGGUACCGGGUAUUUUGACAGAAGCGGGGAAACCAAAAGAAAAAAAAACAUGUUUUUGUGAAGAUCUAGCAAUUCUAACUGUGUGAGACAUGUCGCCCGCGGAUGCACCUAAAAAGCAAAGGUCCAUUUCAUUUUUUCCCUGAAUUUCUCCUGGACUGCUCCGCUAUGAGUGUGCAUUUCGGUGACUCAAAUGCAUUUUAAGGGAGUGAGAACUGAUUCCUUUCGGCUUGCUAGUUUGGGAUUUUCAGUCGAAGGUGCCGUCAUGUCUGGAACAUUUCGUUCAUUGUUUUUAGUCCUGCUGGGCGUGCUGACGGCCUGGGCGCAGACGGAGAUGAAGAGGGUGGUGGGGGAGAACACCACCCUGCCCUGCCACCAUCAGUUCCGGGGCCCCGACUCCCAGACGCUCGACAUUGAGUGGCUUCUGCAGAGACCCAACUCAAAGCAGUCAGUGGUCAUCACGUACUUUGGGGGUAAAGUGUACGACCCCAACGGGAACCCGGACAGUCGGCUUUCCUUCGCGGGGGACUUCCUGAGGGGCGACGCCUCCCUGCUCAUCGGCGACCUCCUGCUGACCGACUCUGGGGAGUACAGCUGCAAGGUGAAGGCCGGGGGCAAGUACCACUGGAGCACAGUCGUCCUCAUCGUGCUGGUAAAGCCCUCGAAGCCCCGCUGCUGGAUGGAGGGCCGUCUCCUGGAGGGCAGCAGCGUGAAGCUGAGCUGCAAAUCGGCCGACGGCUCCGACCCCAUCAACUACCGCUGGGACCGGGUGCUGGACAAGGGCCAGGGCGCGGGGAAGCUGCCCUCCCAGACACGCGUCGAUUUGAAGAAUCCUGAGAUUGUCACCCUGCAGAAUUUGACGCAGGAGAGUGCAGGUGUGUACAGGUGCACAGCCAGCAACGACGUCGGUGAGGAGAACUGCUUCAUCGAGGUCACCAUGCACUAUGCACGGGGAACGGGCGUGGUGGCAGGGGCAGUGGUGGGCGUGUCCUUCGGCGUGACCCUCAUCAUCCUCAUCAUCUGGCUGGUCUUCCGCAAGAAGGAGAAGAAGAAGUACGAGGAGGACGAGACGCCCAACGAGAUCAGGGAGGACGCGGAGGCUCCCAAGGCCAAGCUGGUGAAGCCGAACUCGCUGUCCUCGUCCCGGUCGGGCAGCUCCCGGUCGGGCGCCUCCUCCACACAGUCCAUGGUGCACAGCAGCGCCCCCCGGGGGCAGCGGCCCCGCCCGCCCGCCGUGGCCGCCCUCAGGGAGAACGGGCAGCCCCCCAGCUACGCGCAGGCUGUGCCCAAACCCCCCGAGCCCAGCACCCCGAAACUCACCCCCAGCAACCUGACCAGGAUGGGAGCCACGCCCGUCAUGAUCCCCGCCCAGUCCAAGGCCUUUCAGACUGUGUAGGAGGAAGAGGAGCCAGCACAACUCACCCCCCCGCCCCGACGCCCUCUCCACCCCCCUGACCUGCCCACCUGUCCAAAGCAAAAACACUCUGUGGGGGGAAAAAACCUACACGGGACUGUAACAAAACAAAAGGGAUGUAAUUAUAAGGAAUCGAUAAUUCAAAUCAAAAAAGCGAAAGCUGUUUCGAUGUGUUUAAACACACGCGUAUACUAAAAAGGGAAAAUUGGAUGUGCUUGCCCCUUCUGAAUUUUAAAGAAUGAAUACUGUAAUUAAUCAAUUAAUUCAAUUAAACUAGACAAGAAUAAAAAUGUUUUUUCUGCCUUUCUUUCGUUGGAGGCAGAACUUAGUUCUUUGAUGCGUCUGGUUGUACCUCUGAAUGCGUGGGAAGGGAUGUGCGCUGGGCGGGAGGAGGAGAACAAUGUCCCGCGUCCGGACCCCUCCACCCCUGGGGGAGGUUUAAAACCGGACGCAAGGACGCCAUUGGCCGGUGACGAGCCUCGAAUCGCACGAGGAGACUGGUGCAGAGAGAACACGGUGUCCCACCACCGUCUGCACCACCUGAGCGUCAGACUCCAUCACGGCGACCGCCCCCUGUCCCCCGCCCCUCGCCCCCCGCCCCCCCGUCUCCCGCCCGAGCACCGCUUGCCCCUCCCCCAUCUCCCGGUGGGGGGUCUUGUUGCUCCUUGCAGCGUGU